Molecule: messenger RNA, 679 nt
Organism: Cuculus canorus (common cuckoo)
Lineage: Eukaryota; Metazoa; Chordata; Aves; Cuculiformes; Cuculidae
Exons: 9
Coding region: 26-670 (214 amino acids)
Source: RefSeq, a predicted model, not a curated record
UGGAGGAGUUCAUAGUUUGACGCCCAUGGCGGAGCCGCCGGGUCCAUGGGGCCUCAUUCCCCCCUCGCACUUCGUGCUGCGCCCCCCCAGCACCAGUGCUCCCAGUUCCCUCCCUUUUCCCAGGACCCUGGAGGCGGAGCUUGAGGCUGAAAGGGGGCGGAGCCAAAUGCUGAGGCUGGAGCUUGAAGCAGAAAGGGGGCGGAGCCUCAUGCUGAGGGCGGAGCUUGAGGCCCUAAAGGGGCGGAGCCAAUCCCUGGGGGCGGAGCCUGGGGCAGAGAAGCCCCUGGAGGAGGACCCCCAGAGACGGCUCUUGGGGCGAUGGCGGCGCCAAGUGUUUGCGCUCCUGGUGCAGCGCACGGCCUGGCGGGAGACGGAGCGGGCGCUGCGCGCAAAGGUGACGGCUCUCGAGGCAGCGGUGGUGGCGGCGAAACAGCGGCAGAGGGAGGAGGUGACACGGGCAGAGGCGGCACUGGGAGCACUGGGAGCACUGGGAGCACUGGGCAGGACAGCUGCCAGAGCCACCACCGCCCCGAAGGGACCUCAAAGGCGCAGCGGUGGCCUCGGAGGGGACAACGGAAGAGCGGCGUUGGCCUCUCUGGUGACGCAGCUUCGAGCUCUCGGCGCCGCCAUCCUCGAGGACACCGACGGGGACAUCGGGGACCCCCCCUGAGGCCCCAGG